Molecule: messenger RNA, 2257 nt
Organism: Vitrella brassicaformis
Lineage: Eukaryota; Vitrellaceae
Source: the annotation of a GenBank genome assembly
GUCUGGUCUGCUCACAACGAGCUCGACAAAUAGAGGUUAGGUCAGCUAGCGACAUCGGCACCACCAGGCGCUUACACACAAAUAAGGCAGCCAGGCCAGGCCAGCGAGCGCCACAACAAAACAAAUACUCUCACAGGUUGAUUGAGCCAUACACCACAUACACCACAUCUAAAUAUAUGUCAAUCAACCCUGGCCCUCUUUACAAGCGGCUCGUGAAGCUCCUCGUCCAUGAUUGAGCCCAGCAGGGCGACGUAAGGCCGUUUCUCGUUCUCCUGCGGUUCCUCGUACUCAUGCACCGCAAUAGCCGCCAACCGACCCCGGUCACCCAGGCACGCAACGCGCCGGAGGAAGGCCGGGAUGUCUCGCCUGUGGGCUUCAAGCACCUCGAUCUCAAAGGCCGCCUGCAUGAUGCCCUCAUACAGCCAGGGGGGAAGGGGUGCGUCGCGCCCUCGUGAGGCAAACCAGUGCGUCAAGAGGCGCAGGGGCGACACGUGAGGUGCCUUCACAUGAGCCAGAUGCAGGCCCAUGUACUCAGCCACCUGCAGACAAGCGCCAUGAAACGAACACCACAACACCUUAGGCGUACGUCAUCGCCGCCUCUUGCUAACAGUCAGUGCGCACCUUUCUGCGGAUGGCGCUGCCGAUGGCUUGGAUAUCGUCCCAUUUGGCCUCCAAAAUCCUGGCGCGCAGGCAGGUGAGCACCAGGCAUCGCAGAGGGAGCUGACGGAUCGUCAAGGUGGCUUGCACGUCCUCCACUUUGGUCUCCUUGCCCUGGAAGCUCGCUUUGUCCUUGAAUGGCAGCCAGAACGUGAAGGCAGUCCUCUUGUUGCUGCCGAGCAGCCCCAUGGCGAACAGCCGCAUCGGCCGCCCAGUGGCGGGAUCGACGUGGCUGUCGAAAGACCUGCUCGUUGUGCCCACGGCACGUCCGUCGAUGGUCAGGUUGGCGGCGCACGAGAAGCAGCAGACACCUGAGUCCUCUGUGGAAGGUAGGUAGGCCACUCGAAUGGCAAACGAGUUGACGGUUUUCCAUUCGUAAGGUGACGUUCUCGAAGUCCUCGGGGGUUUCGGCAGCGCUGGGGUGGCCGCCGACCAUGAAGUGCUCCCCAGUGAGCUGAGAGCCGGCCAGGGAGACGUCGAAGCCACGAUCCCUGAACUCCUUCUGGUUAACCAGAGGCUGGCCGGGAUGCUCAAUGUCAGCGGUAAACUCCUCCCAGAUGCACUCUGACUCGAACAAGACAGCAGCCUGCAAACACACACACAUACCGAUGGUUGCAAGUGCCUGCCUGCCUCGCUGUCUGUCGGCGCAGGGCACCGACCGCCUCAGUGAAGUUGCUGGUGCCCGUUGCCUCGAUGAGAAACCGCUCAAGGCUUUCGAGCGGCACUCUGCAUGUCCUGGCCUCUUAUCAUGACGGACAGGCGGCUCAGCAGGCGGGCAACCAACAUCCGACGCACACCACCACCAUCGGCCUGCUGUGGUGCCUCCCACACAGCCGCAACUUGAUCGGCGUGCUCCAGAAUGAUGGGGGCAGAGGCACGCACCAGCUCGACAGUGUGGACACAUAUCAGCCUGAGGAGAACACCGCACCGCACACAUCAGGUCAGGUGGGGUGGCCCGUAUGCAGCGUUUGUGCGUGGGGGAAUGAGUGUGGCGUACGCAAUGAGAGGGCGCUCGAAUGCUAUCCUGACCAUCUCCCGCCACAAGCUUUCAUCCUCCUGCCAGCGGUUGCGAAGGAUCUGGACAGACACCAGGAAGCGCAACAGGCAACCUGUGGUCGAUGUGACCCCAGUCCCAUGCGAAUAUGUGUGUGUGUCUUCUUCCUUCCACUCACCUUCUUGCUGAUCGAUUCGACGAGGGCAUCCUGGUCUUUCGCCUCGAGGAAGUCCAGACCGAUGAGACACUCCAGCAGAUUCUGCCGAGUCAUGUCCCGCAGCAUGUGUGUCUUGGUCUGCAGCACCACGGCAGCCACCGGCCGAGAGAUCUCCUUGAUUCUCACUGUGCGGUUCGCGGACUCCUGGAAGUCGCCAUCAAACAGCUGCAGGACCAAAUAGAGUGACAGCAGAUGCAAUCAGGUGGUACCUGUCCCUCUGAAUGGCAUGAGUCAACAAAGCAUUCUUUCCCUUACGGCUUGGAAGAAGCCAUAUUGCUGUGCGACGGUCUCCGAUAUGGCCAACGUGUCCUCACAGCCCUCAAAGGCGACGAGAAUGGGCUGGUCCUCGGCCAUCGCGCCGACACAGAUGCUGUUGCAACAGACUAUCA